Molecule: messenger RNA, 3703 nt
Organism: Jaculus jaculus (lesser Egyptian jerboa)
Lineage: Eukaryota; Metazoa; Chordata; Mammalia; Rodentia; Dipodidae
Gene: Bdkrb2
Product: bradykinin receptor B2
Exons: 3
Coding region: 318-1505 (395 amino acids)
Biological process (GO): neutrophil chemotaxis; vasoconstriction; smooth muscle contraction
Cellular component (GO): membrane
Molecular function (GO): bradykinin receptor activity
Source: RefSeq, a predicted model, not a curated record
CCGGGCUCUGCCGGGCAGUAGUGGACAGUUGAACACUCCUGGGCUCGCGGGGAGCAGGGCUCUGAGGUCAGCGGGAAGCUGGGAUCCAGAAUCCAGAGCUGGGACUGAGGUGGAGGGAGGAGGUGCCCCGAAGGGCGAUGACAUCACCAGCAGCCCUUGAAAGAUGAGCUCUCCCCACUGCCACAGCAGCCCGGCUUCUGGGAGGGGAGGGACGGGUGCAGGAGGCUGGCAGCCAUCGGGCCAAGGGACCUGCAGAGACACCAGCUCGGCUCACUCCAGACAAGGUGGAACUCCAUUCACACCCACUCUGCGUCCCAAUGUUCUCUUCAUGGAGACGACCCAUGCUCCUGUCUGUGCAUGAGGACCCUGCACCCACCAUGGCCUCUUUGGGAAUCGAAAUGUUCAACCUCACCUCGAAAGUCCUUGUGCCUGCUCUCAACGGGACCCUCUCUGAGAACGGCGACUGCCCGGACUCCGAGUGGUGGAGCUGGCUCAACACCACCCAGGCCCCCUUCCUGUGGAUCCUGUUCCUGCUGGCCGCGCUGGAGAACGUCUUCGUCCUCAGCGUGUUCUGCCUGCACAAGAGCAGCUGCACGGUGGCUGAGAUCUACCUGGGCAACCUGGCUGCGGCCGACCUCAUCCUGGCCUGCGGGCUGCCCUUCUGGGCCAUCACCAUCGCCAACAACUUCGACUGGCUCUUCGGGGAGGCGCUGUGCCGCGUGGUGAACACCAUGAUCUACAUGAACCUGUACAGCAGCAUCUGCUUCCUGAUGCUGGUCAGCAUUGACCGCUACUUGGCCCUGGUGAAGACCAUGUCCAUGGGCCGGAUGCGCGGCGUGCGCUGGGCCAAGGUCUACAGCCUGGUGAUCUGGGGCUGCACCCUGCUCCUGAGCUCACCCAUGCUGGUGUUCCGCACCAUGCGGGAUUACAGCGACGAGGGCUUCAACGUCACGGCCUGCGUCAUCGUCUACCCUUCCCGCACCUGGGAGGUGUUCACCAACGUCCUGCUGAACCUGGUGGGCUUCCUGCUGCCCCUGGCCGUCAUCACCUUCUGCACCGUGCAGAUCCUGCAGGUGCUGAGGAACAACGAGAUGCAGAAGUUCAAGGAGAUGCAGACGGAGAGGAAGGCCACCGUGCUGGUCCUGGCCGUGCUGCUGCUCUUUGUCCUGUGCUGGCUGCCCUUCCAGAUCAGCACCUUCCUGGACACGCUGCUGCGCCUCGGCGUGCUCUCGGGCUGCUGGGACGAACACGCCGUGGACGCCAUCACUCAGAUCAGCUCCUACGUGGCCUACAGCAACAGCUGCCUCAACCCACUGGUGUACGUGAUUGUGGGCAAGCGCUUCCGGAAGAAGUCCCGGGAGGUGUUCCAGGGAGUGUGCCGGAAAGGAGGCUGCGUGACGGAACCCAUGCCCACUGAGAACUCCCUGGGCACGCUGCGGACCUCCAUCUCCGUGGAACGCCAGAUUCACAAACUGCAAGACUGGGCAGGGAGCAGAGUGAAUUGAAGCCACCGAGCCGGCUACUGUGAAGGUGUGGGAGGCACUGGCUGACCAGACUCCUCAGCUGGGACCCGGGACCCAGCACCCAGCACCCAGCACAAAGCAUCUUAUGUGUCUCCAGGGAAACAGGAGAGUGACUCCCUCUCUGCCUGUGCUCUGAGAAGGGCGUGUUCUGGAGUACAGAUGAAGAUUCCAGAAAUGGACCAGGGUGAUGGGCUGGCACGUCAGAGCCUGCCUGCUCUUUCCCAGGAGUGGAGGGGUUCUGGGAUGGGGACAAACAGGAGGAACCAAGUUUCUUUCCCAUGUGGGGAUUCUCCUGGCCCUGGCCUAGUGGCUCGGCUCUCCAGGAAAACUGCCACCACUGGUCCCCAUGGCUGAGCCUACAAGGAGCCUGGCUGGGUUACUGCCCUGGACGUAUUUCCCAGGGCAGCGAUUGUUUGAGAUCGUAUCAAAGGGUCUGAUAAGGUUCCAAAGACCAGGACCUUCAGCUCCUCUCAAAAUAGGUGCCCUGGGCAAAAGACGAACUCAGUGGCACUUACGGAGCCCUGGGCACCGACACACCACUGGAACUCUGUGGGCAAGAGGGAGGAAAGAGACAAUACUGCCAGUCUCUGUCUUAAAGGAACCCAACCCCCCCCAAGCAUGUGCAUUCCCCAGAACGCUGCUGCUGAUGUGGCCAAGGGAGGCACUGUGGGCAGAGCAGCGAGCUCUGGCUCAGCCCCCAACCAGAUGCACAAUGGCCUGGUCCCUGCCUCAGCUACCCCCUCUGUAACACGCGGGCACCAGGAACUAUGGUGCAAGGUGCUAUGUGUGCAUGUGAGGCCUCACUGCACACACCACUUGGGGGUGCGCUUAUUAUCAGGGAAAGACAUUGAGGUCCAGAAUCUGCCAGCAGGUAUCUAAGACUGCUCACUGCCCCCCACCCCACUUUCCUUCUCCACACUUGAUCUCUCUCAUGUGCACUGAAUGGGACGGGAGGGUGGGGUGCAUCUGUAGCAUUUGCUUUAUGUCGAAGCAAGGAGAGAGCUCUCUCACAGGACUUGUGCAGGCCAUCCCUGGCCUGGGCCUGGUCACCAGUUGGUAAGCUGUUCAAUGGAGUCCAGACUGCUUCACAGUGGUCCCUGGCUCAGUGGCCAAGGAACACUAGAAAAUGGUUUCUUGGGGGAUAACCCAGGAAGCGAUGGAGGCCACCCACGGGCAACUGACCAAUGAAAGAACUUGCAGGUUGCUUACUGCAGAGCAUUACUUCCAGGUCCAGCCUCUCUACACAGACACAGACCUCAUUGGUGAGACCAGCAUCCAUGACCUUGAGGUAUCCUGGACAACAUGUUGAACAGCCACAGAUAGGAGGACACUCCCCUCAAAUGGCUUCUGGGCCAGUGGGGUCUCCGUUAGGACCCAAUGCAGAGAGCGGGCAGGGGAGAUCUGCCUCAGUUCAGCUCAGGUGUCCACAGAGGCAGCUGGCCCAGCAGCCCUGCCCCGGGAUCCUGUCCCCAGGCUCCACAGCCUCUAUGGGAGUUUAUUUUCCUACAUGUCCAUGUCAGUUACUUUUCUCACUGCUGUGACAAAACACCAGACAGAAGCAACGUAAGGGAAGAAAAAGUUUGUUUUGCUCAUGGCUUCAGGAGAGUUUCAGUCCGCCGUGGCAGGGAAGGUUUGGUGGCUAAAGCAGUUAACACCGAAGGGAACCAGGAAGCAGAAAGGGAAGCCGUGUGCAAGGCCAGGUGUCUUCUUCACAGGCCCACCCAGGUGACCUAGGACCACCAGCCGGUCUCCACCUCCUACGGCCCCCCAGCCCCCCAAGCAGUCACCAGCCUGAGAACAGAGCUCCAAAUGUGAGCCUGAGGGGGACAUUUCAGAUGGAAAACCUAACAGUGUCCUCACAAACUGCCCCCUUGUGGCUGGCACUAUGCCAAGCCCCUGUGGAGAUUCAAGACACAACUCCUGGGCUACAGCAGCAGGCCACUUAGGACCAAGGCCACGCAGUCGCCAGGAGCAGAGGAGAAGCGGAGCGGGCAUUGGUAGCUAGCAGGACUUUCUGGUCAGGCUGCACCUGGGGAGAACUUGGAUGACAACAAGACCAUGAAUCUUGCCAGGUGUGGUGACACACGCCUUUAAUCCCGGCACUUGGGAGGCAGAGGUAGGAGGAGCACUAUGAGUUCUAGUCCACCCGGAGACUACAUAGUGCAUUCAGCCUGAGUUAG